CGACGGCUCGGCCUUACAUGCCGGUGCCAAUUGUCGAGUGUGAUGUUGACAUCCCAACCCCAGAAUUCCUCUAGCGUUUCCCAGGCGGCGUGCGGAGCGGUGGAUCUGGCUCCGUGAGUGGAGCCUCCCUCGGCAUAUUUCCACCUCGACCACCAAAUGCCCCGACCACUCGGCGGGGACCUCGUGGGACCUGAGUCGCAUUGCAUCUCAGGGUCUUUGACAGAACACAUUUCUCCCCGCCCAACAUGGCGGCGGUCGCAACCUGAACACAUUGCGCAAAGAGAAGCCGUCGGGCGCGUACCUAUCGAACAACCCAGAUCACAGUUCCAGAGCAGCAUGAGCCUGCUGCGCCCGACCUGGCCGCCGUCACCAUAAUGGGUCUUCUAAACUCCCUCCCGAAGCUACCCCUCGUCGGGUCGAUCCUCAUAGUCCUCUGCUCGCUCUUCACCCCCACGACCGCCUACACCGAACUCGGCGACGAGGCCCUCCGCGCGAUCCCCUCGGGUGGCGAUGGCUUCAACAUUGACACCGGCUCGCUGCUGGCCCCCAUCCUGAUCCCCCGCGUCCCCGGCACCCCGGGCUCGCUCAAGGUGCAGCAGCACUUUGUCGAUUUCUUCCGCGCCAACCUGCCCGAGUGGAUCAUUGAGUGGCACAACUCGACAUCCAAGACGCCCGCGACCGGAGAUAAGGAGAUACCCUUCACGAACCUCAUCUUCCGCCGCGACCCGCCGUGGGCCAAGGGCGGAGACGUCGAGUAUCUGACGCUCGUGGCGCACUAUGACAGUCUGUACCACCCGGAAGGGUUCAUUGGGGCGAUUGACAGUGCGGCGCCUUGCGCGAUGCUGCUCCACGCGGCAAGGAACAUUGAGGAAGCUCUGGUGAAGAAGUGGAAGGCAAUGGAGGCCUCAGGUGACGCUGGGAGCGGGCUCGAGGAGGAGAAGGGCGUCCAGAUCAUUCUGCUUGAUGGAGAGGAAGCAUGGGUGUCGUGGACGGACACAGAUUCGCUCUAUGGAGCCAGGGCGCUCGCCAAGAGCUGGGAAGACUCUGUUCACCCUGAUGGUCUAUACAAGACUCCUCUUUCAUCCAUUAGCCUCUUCCUUCUUAUCGAUCUUCUGGGUGCCCCUAAUCCCCGGAUACCAUCUUACUUCCCUUCCACGCACUGGGCGUAUAAGAAGAUGGCAAAGAUCGAGCAUCGCAUGCGCGAACUGGAUGUCCUUGAGACCAAACCGAAACAUCCUUUUUUGACGGAUAGGAACAAAGAGAAGGUCGGCUUCGGUGGGGGGUACGUCCUAGAUGAUCAUGUACCGUUCUUGCAGCGAGGUGUUGAGAUCCUGCACAUCAUCCCGACGCCGUUCCCCGACGUAUGGCAUAAGAUUGAAGAUGACGGUGCCCAUCUGGACCUACCAACAGUACGGGAUUGGGCGCGUAUUCUCACGGUUUUCGCGGCAGAGUGGAUGGAGUUGGAUGAGCACCUACCCAAGCAGAUAGAGGGUGAGGCUGCUAGCGAUUCGAGCGAUAUCAAAGAUGAGCUAUGAUUUAGACA
Molecule: messenger RNA, 1543 nt
Organism: Colletotrichum scovillei
Lineage: Eukaryota; Fungi; Ascomycota; Sordariomycetes; Glomerellales; Glomerellaceae
Product: peptidase family M28
Exons: 2
Coding region: 375-1535 (386 amino acids)
Molecular function (GO): zinc ion binding; glutaminyl-peptide cyclotransferase activity
Source: RefSeq, a predicted model, not a curated record